Messenger RNA from Mesorhabditis spiculigera, 330 nucleotides. Lineage: Eukaryota; Metazoa; Nematoda; Chromadorea; Rhabditida; Rhabditidae. The record is from the annotation of a GenBank genome assembly.
AUGGCGAUCGCAGCGGAAUUCAUCUCUCUUCUUCCGGUGGAGACUCUACAGGGGUUGGCUGCGGUUAAUGAGGACAAAUCGUUGGAUCAUAUGGGCCGUUUCGACAAGGUAGCUGAUCUGCUCAUUGCCCUCCCCCAGGAUAUCCAGGAGAAAAUCCUUGCUCUGCCGCAAUCGCCGCCAAACCCUGCCGUCCCUGCUGAUGUUCAGAAGCAAUUCGACGCGAUUCACGCGGAAAAGGGUCUCUCCCUGAAGGGACGACUCCAGAAGACACGGGCUGUACUGGCGACCCUGCCAGCCGAUGUCCAUGAAAAGAUGAAUGCCGUCAAAGCU